Prionailurus viverrinus (fishing cat) is the source of this 3959-nucleotide messenger RNA. RefSeq names its product general transcription factor IIIC subunit 3 (gene GTF3C3). The record is from RefSeq and is a predicted model, not a curated record. Lineage: Eukaryota; Metazoa; Chordata; Mammalia; Carnivora; Felidae. The coding region runs from base 82 to 2736 and encodes 884 amino acids. The transcript is spliced from 18 exons. Gene Ontology annotation, molecular function: protein binding. Gene Ontology annotation, cellular component: transcription factor TFIIIC complex. Gene Ontology annotation, biological process: transcription by RNA polymerase III.
UGGGUAAAAUCUAGGAAGUCUCGCUUUUUCCGGUUCUCUGUCCUGGUUCUUGUUGCGGCGUAUUCGCACCCCGAAGCAGGAAUGUCGGGUUUCAGCCCAGAGCUCAUCGACUACCUGGAAGGGAAGAUCUCCUUUGAGGAGUUCGAAAGGCGGAGAGAAGAGAGAAAAACCCGCGAGAAGAAAAGUGUUCAGGAAAAAGGAAAGUUAUCAGUUGAAGAAAAUCCACAUGACUCUGAAGUUCCAUCAUCAUCAGGAAUUGACUCCAGCAAAUCGCAGGACAAUGAGGUCAAUGAAGGAGAAACGUCAGAUGGAGUCAGUAAAUCAGUUCACAAGGUCUUUGCUUCCAUGCUUGGAGAGAAUGAAGAUGAUGAGGAGGAAGAGGAAGAAGAAGAAGAAGAGGAAGAAGAAACACCUGAGCAACCCACUGCAGGCGAUGUGUUUGUAUUGGAGAUGGUUCUCAAUCGUGAAACCAAGAAGAUGAUGAAAGAGAAAAGACCUCGAAGUAAACUUCCCAGAGCUCUGAGGGGUCUCAUGGGUGAAGCCAACAUUCGCUUUGCUCGAGGAGAACGGGAGGAGGCGAUAUUGAUGUGCAUGGAAAUCAUAAGACAAGCUCCUCUGGCUUAUGAGCCAUUCUCUACUCUGGCCAUGAUAUAUGAGGACCAAGGUGACAUGGAGAAGUCUCUGCAAUUUGAGUUGAUUGCUGCACAUUUAAAUCCCAGUGACACUGAAGAAUGGGUUAGAUUGGCAGAAAUGUCUCUGGAACAAGAUAAUAUUAAGCAGGCUAUUUUUUGCUACACAAAAGCUCUUAAAUAUGAACCUACUAAUGUCCGUUACCUGUGGGAGCGAUCAAGCCUUUAUGAACAAAUGGGGGAUCAUAAAAUGGCAAUGGAUGGUUAUAGGCGUAUUUUAAACCUUUUAUCUCCAUCUGAUGGAGAACGUUUUAUGCAGUUGACUAGAGAUAUGGCAAAGAGUUACUAUGAAGCCAAUGAUGUUACUUCAGCUAUUAACAUAAUUGAAGAAGCUUUUUCAAAACAUCAGGGUCUUGUUUCCAUGGAAGAUGUUAAUGUAGCAGCUGAACUAUAUAUUUCUAACAAACAGUAUGACAGAGCUUUGGAGGUAAUAACAGAUUUUUCUGGAAUUGUGCUGGAAAAAAAAACUACAGAAGAAGGCACUUCAGAAGAGAAUAAAGCUGGUGAAAAUGUUACCUGCACUAUACCUGAUGGUGUGCCAAUAGAUAUCACAGUGAAGUUGAUGGUCUGCCUUGUACAUCUCAACAUUCUUGAACCACUUAAUCCUCUCUUGACAACACUAGUGGAACAGAAUCCUGAAGAUAUGGGAGACCUCUAUCUAGAUGUUGCUGAAGCUUUUCUGGAUGUUGGUGAAUAUAAUUCUGCACUUCCCCUCCUUAGUGCACUAGUCUGCUCUGAAAGAUACAACCUCGCAGUAGUUUGGCUUCGGCAUGCAGAAUGUUUAAAGGCCUUAGGCUAUAUGGAACGCGCUGCGGAAAGCUAUGGCAAAGUGGUUGAUCUGGCCCCCCUUCAUUUGGAUGCAAGAAUUUCACUUUCCACCCUUCAGCAGCAGCUGGGCCGUCCUGAGAAAGCUCUGGAAGCUCUGGAACCAAUGUAUGAUCCAGAUACUUUAGCACAGGAUGCAAAUGCUGCACAGCAGGAACUGAAGUUAUUGCUUCAUCGUUCUACUCUGUUGUUUUCCCAAGGCAAAACGUAUGGUUAUGUGGAUACCUUACUUACCAUGUUAGCCAUGCUUUUAAAGGUAGCAAUGAAUAGAGCUCAAGUUUGUUUGAUAUCUAGCUCCAAAUCUGGAGAGAGGCAUCUCUACCUUAUAAAAGUGUCAAGAGACAAAAUAUCAGACAGCAGUGACCAAGAGACCGCAAAUUGUGAUGCAAAAGCAAUAUUUGCUGUACUCACAAGUGUCUUGACAAAAGAUGACUGGUGGAACCUUCUGUUGAAGGCCAUAUACUCCUUAUGUGACCUAUCCCGAUUUCAAGAGGCUGAGUUACUUGUGGAUUCUUCACUGGAAUAUUAUUCAUUUUAUGAUGACAGGCAAAAACGCAAAGAAUUAGAAUACUUUGGUCUGUCUGCUGCAAUACUGGACAAAAAUUUCAGAAAGGCAUACAACUAUAUCAGGGUGAUGGUAAUGGAAAAUGUCAAUAAACCUCAGCUCUGGAACAUUUUCAAUCAGGUUACCAUGCACUCCCAAGAGGUACGACAUCAUCGCUUCUGUCUUCGCCUAAUGCUGAAAAACCCAGAUAAUCAUGCCCUGUGUGUCUUAAAUGGACACAAUGCAUUUGUAUCUGGUAGUUUUAAGCACGCGCUUGGACAAUAUGUGCAAGCCUUUCGCACCCAUCCCCAUGAACCUCUCUAUAGCCUGUGUAUAGGCCUAACGUUUAUUCACAUGGCCUCUCAGAAGUAUGUAUUAAGGAGACAUGCUCUUACUGUGCAGGGCUUUUCCUUUCUUAAUCGAUACCUCAGCAUACGUGGGCCUUGCCAGGAAUCAUUCUACAAUUUGGGCCGUGGCCUUCACCAGCUGGGGCUGAUUCAUCUUGCAAUCCACUAUUAUCAGAAGGCCUUGGAUCUCCCUCCACUUGUGGUAGAGGGUAUAGAAGUUGACCAGUUAGACUUACGAAGAGAUAUUGCCUACAACUUGUCUCUAAUUUAUCAGAGCAGUGGGAAUAUUGGAAUGGCUCAAAAGCUUUUGUAUACCUAUUGCUGUAUAUAAAGUACCUCAGCUGAGAAAGAAGCAUUGGUGCUGUGUGUGGACCAAUAUUUUCUGUCUAAGGGCUAAGUAUUAACUAAGUAUUAACCUGAAAUAGAAAUGACAGUUUGAGAAUUAUCAUUGUAUUUAAUUUUUAAUAUGUGAUAAUGAUCUUUUGAUAGAUAUGCAAAAGUAUCAUUCCAAGAGUUUGUACAUUGUUCUAUCAUUUUCUUUUAGCAUUAUUUUUAGUAAAAUUGUCCCCAAAGGUGAAAUGGAGAAUGUUAGCCUUUAAGCCAGCUUUGAGCUAAAUGUGCUCAUUUUUUACUCAUACCAUUUAUUCAUCUGUGCAUUCAUUACUAUGUAUUAAACACCUUUGUACCUUGGAAUAUAGUAAGACAGAUGUGACCUCUCAAUACAGUUCUCUAAAUACAGAACUUGAGCAAUAUAUUCAUUUGAAAGAAAUGUUUGCUACAUUUCUACCUACAUUAUCAUUGACCUUUCCAUUUCUUAGUGCCCUGUUACUAUUGCAUGGGCAGUUUAUCAGGUACAUAGAAAAGGAUGUUAUUGAAGGAAAGACAAGUUGGGACUCUUUCUCAUAUCAGCACAAUUAUGUAAUUGACUUAGCUCCUAAGAAAAUUAUUUGAAAUGGUUAUAUAGUAGGAAGACACAUAAUUGAGUUAAUCUUUUACUUUUCACCUCCAUGUGUCUUAGUUGUAUAGAUUGCUUAGUUGUAUAGAUUCAGAACAUCCUGUUCCAAGACAAAUUAAAAAAUGCAUUACAAAUGUUGGUGGCUUUCUGACAAAAAAAAAAUGUAGAAAAGAGAGGACCACAUUUAAUAAUAUGACCUAGCUUGCAUUUCAAGAUCACUAGGAAUGUAGGAAGAUUAGAGAAUUCUAUGUAUGGAGUAAAGUAUUGCUGUGAUAAAGUUAAAAAAAUAGAUGAAAAAUUUUUACUUAAAUACGUUAUGUUCUUGAAUCUAAGAUAACAAUAGUUUUAAGAUAUACUUUUGGUUUACUAACAGUUUUUGAGAGUUUCUUUUUAGGGGAAAAAAUGCUGUAAUAAGUGUGUGUUUGGAUUAUAUGACGUAUUCUAAUUGUGAGAGGGAAACACGUAUGAGACUUAGGAUCAAAGAAAUAGUAUGAGGGCUUUUUAGGAAUUCUUACCACUACAAAGUAGUUGAAAAGCAAAAUUUGUAUAUAAUAAGUAAAUGUAUCAUGUAUUCUGUGUGUGUGUGUGUGUAUUUAAAU